This is a messenger RNA of Trypanosoma cruzi, 3141 nucleotides long. RefSeq lists its product as uncharacterized. Gene Ontology annotation, molecular function: protein binding. The transcript has a single exon. Lineage: Eukaryota; Euglenozoa; Kinetoplastea; Trypanosomatida; Trypanosomatidae. The coding region runs from base 1 to 3141 and encodes 1046 amino acids. The record is from RefSeq and is a predicted model, not a curated record.
AUGCGGGAUUCAGUUGAUGCCAGUGAAAUCAAGGCACUCCUGCAGGAGUUGGAAGGCGUCGUCGGUAGUCCCACCACAACUAAAGAAGAAAAUGAAAGGCCCUUUUCUCCAAAAAAGCGGGGUUCAAGCAACGUGGAUGUUGCGGUCUCCCGCUACGCUGGUCAUCUUGGGCAAUCAAAGUUCUCCACGUAUGCGAACACAACAAACGACAGUCGACGUGCGGUGGUCCCCCUGUGGGAGCGUCUCCCCCCAGUGAACACAGUGGAUAUCACUGGAGAUGCCUCAUGCCCUGUAAAGAGUCCGGUCACGGCUUCCCAAAAGACAUUUCUUCGCCCUAAACUCGUUGGAGGUGCGGUGGGCGCUUCACUUCAACGAAUGCCAUUGGAAGGAAAAGUAAACAACGCGAGCCCACCAAAAAACGAUGAACAAGGGCUCCAACAAACAAAGUUGACGUCGCAGAAACAGAUACAGGGGGAGGAAAAGGAGCCGCCCACAACGUCAUUCUCGAAGGAACCGCUAGCGCAAGGCGAAGGCGAAGGCGAAGACAGAGAAAGAGAAGUGAAUUUUUUACCCAUCAUGUGUGCCAGGUACAUAAACCCUGCAGGCAUCACCCCUCGCGCCCGUUGGGGACACACGCUGACCCCAAUGCAAGGCCAAAAGCUGCUUCUCUUUGGUGGAAUGGAAAUCGAGGAAGGUGAAACUGCGUCUCUCUUUGAGUAUGACACGCACCAUAUUUCAUGGGAUCCCGUGUGUGUGUCCGGCGGUGUGACUCCCACGCCUCGAACGAACCACGCGGCAUGUGCUUCUGGAGGAAGAUGGCUGUACAUUAGUGGGGGGACAACAGACCGUGGGACGCGUAUCCUUGGCGAUCUUUACUGCUACGAUAUCUUCACCCAGGAGUGGACGUGUCUUUGGGAGUACGGGGGGUCUUCGACUCGGAGCAAGCACGAGCCGACACCUCGUUUUGGUCACUCGAUGGUGUCGUGGGAGGAUCGUUUGUACAUUUUUGGUGGAAAAACGCCAAAGCGGGAUCAAGGGGAUUCACAAAGUACACAACACGUGACAGUGGCUUCUACGGAUGUUUACGUGUUUUCAUUGACCAGCCGCAAAUGGAAGAGGCGAAUCCACGCGGGGAAAACCAUGGGGCUGAAUGGCGACGGGAAAAACAUUUUAAACAACAGAAAACCCGAGGAGACCCCACUACCCGCCGCACCAUCUGUGACACAGUUAACGAAUGUGUUUUCAGAACGGCCUGCAAAUCGUUUCUUUCAUGCGGCCUGUGUCCUUGGUGACUGCAUGUAUAUUAAUGGAGGAACGGGCGACGGUGGGGUCAUUUUGAGCGACACUUGGUUUCUGGAUCUUAGAAAACAGCAUUGGGUCUUGCUUCACAAUGGCAGGACUGCAGACUCCUUUCCUAGGGAAAAACAUCAUCUCUUUGCAUGUGGAGAAGCUUUGUUGGUGGUUGGUGGAUGUAGUGCGAGUAGUCACAGUACACGUAUCACGCUAAAGUACCAUAAUUUUGUCGCCGUGUUGCCUUUUGAAGGUAACGACUCGCCAUGUUGGAUCCCUGUGGCAAUGGGAAAUGUCUCCAUUGUGGCCCCCAAUAGGAAAUCAUUUGGUGCUGCCUUUGCUGGUGGAUUUGUACAUGUUUUUGGAGGGGUGUCUGGUAGCGAGCCCGCGUCAAACUCAAUGGUACGCUUCCUUGCUGCGGAUGGAUACUUUGAAACAGACUCACGUUCGUGGGCAAAAUCGAACGCAGACGCUCUCACCUCCAUGAUGCGCCACAUACGCGAGGCCAGUAUCUCUACCAUGUUUGACACUUACGCCAUACCGCGCAGCUGGGAUGGGGAAACAGGAAUUGAUACGUUGAGUAACCGGCCGUAUGGUGUGCAUCGUGGUUUCCUGCAGCAACGUGCACCUAAAUUUUGGGAGGAUCUCAAGCGUUGUCGCAUGGAACAUGUAAAGCCGGCUGGAACUGGCAGCGCGAUGCCCUCGCUUGAUUUGACGGAUCCCUUAAAAGACGCAUUCACACCAUCGCCAGUAUUUUCAACAACAGGGGGAGUGGCGACAACAUCGACGGCGGCGGGUGAAACACAUCCGAGUCAUGCUGUUGCGUACUUUACGGAGGGCAAUUCGAGAAUUCAGGGACUUUCGGUAUCGUUGUCCGCGGAACAGUUGCAGUGUUUGCUGGAUUAUAUUUACUGGGGAGACGUGCGACACCGCAUUCUCUUGGAGCAGGAAGAGGAAGAGUAUACGAAGGACGCAAAUGUCUCUGGGCAAGGAGACGCCAUGCAGGAGGAGGCGAAAGUUUUGCAGGCCUUACGACACGCGGCAGAUGUAUAUGAUUUAAAUCCACUCAUGGAUAUCUGCGAUGCAUUGCUCGCACGUAGUCGUAAGAAACUUAAGCAGGCUCAUGAACGAAGUACAAGGCAAUUACAGGCGGACCUCUUAUCCCUUCUAGAGAGUUCCAAUUCUGCAACCGCAACGGUUUUGUUUGUUGAUCCUCAUACCAAACAAAAGAGUGUUUAUUCUCUUCAUCCAUUUAUUCUUAUGGCCGCGAGCUCGUUCUUUAACGACCUUCUAAGACCUUUGGUGAGUGGAGAAAAAACAACUUUUCAGGUGGGUCCUGUCGCUGCCAAAAUGAGAAGCGCUGGUCGUGGCUCUUCUCAGACGCGGCGAGAUAUUCUGGUGGGACCUGUGUCUGUGCCCUAUUUGGCCGUUAAACCGCUCUUGCGUUUUUUAUAUACUCAAAGGCUCACUGUACCGCGUGAAGCGGUGUUUGCGACCCUGUUGGGGUCCCAUUUAUUGGACGUUGCGCCGCUUCAGGCGUAUUGUGAGUCCAUAUUGGCGCGGGAGGAAGUGAACUACGACACGGCGGGGCAGUUUUACUCCUUGGGGAGGAAGUACCAUGCACCACUCUUGCAGGAAACCGCCCUCCUUACUGCUGUACUGGGGUAUGCAGAGGUGUGCCGAUCGCCGGCCUACAAGGCGCUGAGUGAAAAGGAGGCUCGCGAAAUCGAUGCGGUGGCACAUGAACUCGGUGCCACAUCAUGGAUUGCCCCACCGCAGGCCGUGAGUGAAGUGAAGCCAGCUGCGGUGUACCAACUCCGAUGGAAUGCAUCAUCGCCGUUAAGCAAAUGA